UCAACGCUGGAUCGAGAGAGAAGACACGAAUCGACAUGCUACCAUGGAGAAACUCAAAUAAGAGAAAUUUAAUAACUAUAAUAGCUCUAUCAUACUUUAAUUAACUAAUGAUAUGACUAAUGUAAUGAUUUAUUUUUUAGUUGAUAACUUUAUAGUUGCAACUUUUGUUUUUAUUUUUUGUAAUUUUAUUAUUGCUAAUAAAUAUAUUGUAUUAGAGGUCGUUCAUAUUGAAUAUUAGUUCGUUUACGUAUAUUCGCCUAGGUGGCGUUCAAAAUGCUAUUCCAAAGCAAACUACGGGAGUUAGUUAUCUAUUCACUUAUAUGAUUUGUGAUAGGCUUCGCCGUGUGAUCUAUGAAAGUAUACAAUUGCAGUGAACAGCAGAAAAGGGCAAAAUGCCAAGAAUUCCACGCAAAUCGAAAAGCGACUGCGCCACGCUCGAAAAGAAUGGUACCCCUCCUCGAACACCCCUCUCACAAGCAGAAGAAAGAGAAGAGUGGAGGGAGGAAGAGAGUCGCCAGUGGCGGGAAGAAGAAAGGGAAGGAGGAAGAAGAGGAGGAAGAGGGGGAGGAAGAGGAAGAGGAGGCUUCCUACAUAAAAAUGUAAGUAAUUUAUAGACAUUUGUAUAAAUGUUUGUACUGUAUGUCCGUCCAUUUAGCAAACUAAGUUUUAUGUCAAAAUGACAUAUACAUUUUGAUGCAAAAAUGACAGUUUGCUCUUUGGAUCUGUUUAUAUAUUUCCAUAUAUAUUGAUAAAAUACAUUUUUUUGUUGCAGCAAGUCAAUCAAAUGGUGCGGCGUGCAUUGCAGAAAGAAAGGAGGCGGAUGUAUGCUGGAGGAUACGCGUAUCAAGCGUACGUUCCUCCAGCAUACGCAGCACCGCCUCCUCCACCGCCGAUGGCGAUGCCAAUGCUGCCACCGCCGCCGCCGACGGCGAUGCUAAUGUCGUCACCACCGCUGCCGCCAACGCUAUAUACGUAUGGAUACGGUAGUAGUUAUUACUACCGCUAUCCAUACAUAUAAAUAUAUUAUGUAUAAAAAAUAAUAAAAAAAAUAUAUAUAUACAAAAAUAUA
Molecule: messenger RNA, 1069 nt
Organism: Solenopsis invicta (red fire ant)
Lineage: Eukaryota; Metazoa; Arthropoda; Insecta; Hymenoptera; Formicidae
Product: DNA ligase 1-like
Exons: 2
Coding region: 352-603 (83 amino acids)
Source: RefSeq, a predicted model, not a curated record